AUGGCUGAACCAAACAUGCAAAUGUCACUUUCAGGUUCAUCAAGUGACUCCGACCAAGAAACACCUUACACCACCACAACCCCCCAACCACCAACCACCAUGGUCGGUGGUUCAUCUUACCAACAAACACCUCCUUCAGCCAAUUCACCAAACCGACAACCCAUUUCACCACCAUACAAGAAGCCACGUGGCAGACCACCAGGUUCAAAAAACAAACCAAAACCACCAUUAGUAAUAACACAAGACAAUGAACAAGCCAUGAAACCAGUAGUUAUUGAAGUAGCUGCUGGUACUGAUGUUCUUGAAGCUGUUAUACAAUUUGCUGUUCGUUCUGCUUCAUGUUUAACUGUUCUUAGUGGUUCUGGUACAAUUGCUGUUGCUACUCUUCAUUACCCUCUUUGUCGUUCCCCUGCUUUUACUCUUCAUGGUCCUUUUUCAUUGAUGAGUUUGACUGGUACUUUUUUGUAUCCUCCGCCGCCACCGCCGCCACCUCCUCCUGUUUCUCUUUCUCUUCCUAUUGGUCCUUCUGGAAACCCUAAUCCUGUUGAAUUGAUGCCGGGGGGUAUGAGUUUUGGGAUUACUCUUGCUGGUUUGCAAGGACAAGUUUUUGGUGGGAUUAUUGGUGGAAAAGUUAUUGCUGGUGGUGAUGGUGUUAAGAUUACUGUUUCUUUGUUUAAGAAUCCUGAAUUUCAUAGAGCUGGUGGUGUUAUUCUUGGAGCUGAUGAUGAUGAUGAGGAAGAUGAUGCUGGUGGUGGUGAUGAUAACAAUGGUAAUGGAAAUGGUGGAAAUAAUGGUGGUGGUGAUCAAGGUGCUAGUGGUAGUGGUGGUGCUGGUGGAAGUGAUCAGAAUGUGUCUAGUUUCGGGGCACAUAAUCCAAUGCCUCUGAAUUUAGCACAUUCUGAUCAAAACUUCGUACCGUGGAACCAUCCUUAA
Trifolium pratense (red clover) is the source of this 933-nucleotide messenger RNA. RefSeq names its product AT-hook motif nuclear-localized protein 28-like. The record is from RefSeq and is a predicted model, not a curated record. NCBI's taxonomy places the organism in Eukaryota, Viridiplantae, Streptophyta, Magnoliopsida, Fabales, Fabaceae. Gene Ontology annotation, cellular component: nucleus. Gene Ontology annotation, molecular function: minor groove of adenine-thymine-rich DNA binding; DNA-binding transcription factor activity. The coding region runs from base 1 to 933 and encodes 310 amino acids. The transcript has a single exon.